Molecule: messenger RNA, 837 nt
Organism: Salvia splendens (bonfire salvia)
Lineage: Eukaryota; Viridiplantae; Streptophyta; Magnoliopsida; Lamiales; Lamiaceae
Product: probable galactinol--sucrose galactosyltransferase 1
Exons: 3
Coding region: 177-608 (143 amino acids)
Source: RefSeq, a predicted model, not a curated record
UGUUUGUUACAAAAGUUAGGUAACAUUUUGACAUCCCAUUGACUUAUUUUCAUGCAUUGUGUAUACAUUUCAUGGCGUUUUUCUUGUUUUCUUGCAGUUAGAAGAGAAAAACAACGCAGAAUCUUCUGUGAAAAACGACGAUCACAGCAGUUCCAGUCGUUAAGAAUGGCUGCCUCAUGGUGAGAGGCAAGGUUGUCCUAACUGGAGUGCCAGACAAUGUUGUCGUCUCACCAGCAAGCUCGGGGGCAGCCUUCGUUGGGGCCAAGGCCCCCACCUCAAGCUCUUGCCAUGUCAUCAAUCUUGGGAUUCUUGAGGAUUACAAGUUUAUGUGCUUGUUUAUAGCCAAGAUUUGGUGGAUAGCGCGAGUUGGGAGAUCAGCGAGUGAGAUUCCAAUGGAGACUCAGAUGCUUAUGUUGGAGGUAGGGGAGGAUUCAGUGCUAGGCGUGGCAGAAGAAGAAGCUCCUGCAAUGGGGCAGAGAUUCUACGUGCUCAUGCUGGCUGUGCUGGACGAGGGACUGCAUUCAAUUCUGCUACCAAAGUGGUUGGUUUCAUCUCAAGAAAGAGCAUUAUUUAUACUGUUCCAUUCUGUUGCUCUUUUGAAGUGUUGAGACUGCACAAGCAAUGGAGGGAGUGUUUGUUAACUCAGGGGAUAAUCCUUUUGAAUUGAUCAACGAUUCAAUCAGGAUUCUCUCCAAACACAAGGGUACAUUCACUCAUCUACAAAACAACAAGGUAUGUUAUAUAUUAGAGUAAAGGUCAAAAUUGGUCCUGAACAUAUAGCCAUUUUACGAUUUUGGUCAUAAACAUUAUCUUUUGGAUUUUUUGGUCCUGCACAUA